AUGCAGUCAUUCAAGUUCUUGGUUCUCCUUACGUGCGCCAUCUUGGCCAUCACCCCCGUAUCGUCCGACUUCUACAUCUAUAGGAUGUGGCAGACUUUUGCACAUCUUGAAGGGGGUACCGAGUCAUAUUCCGAGGAAUAUGCCUUCUUUCCCGGACCGCCAAGUUGCAACGACGUGGACGACCGAUGGCACGCACAGGACGGCAAGCACGACGUCAGCGGCCACAAGCACGGCGUGCGCUGUGAAGGAGACUGUGGCCCUUUCAAGCCUUUUGAUCCCAAGAUCGUCGAGUUCAACAACGGCAUCGGUCACUACACCUACUACAAGGAUUCGAAUGGCGAGUUGAGAGAUACCAGAGACAAGGUCGUUGGACAUUGCCAUUCCGACGCUUCGGACGGUGUGAAGUGUUUUUCCUAUCGCGCGGACAUGAAUGGGCUUGGAAUGUGGUAUGGGAACUCCAUGGUAUACUGCGAGACAAGCCUCACUGCUUGCAAGGUGUUCUACGACCCCAAGGUUGAGAAGCAGUGCUAA
Messenger RNA from Diaporthe amygdali, 531 nucleotides. RefSeq lists its product as uncharacterized. Bases 1 to 531 code for a protein of 176 amino acids. Lineage: Eukaryota; Fungi; Ascomycota; Sordariomycetes; Diaporthales; Diaporthaceae. The transcript has 4 exons. The record is from RefSeq and is a predicted model, not a curated record.